This is a messenger RNA of Ostrea edulis (European flat oyster), 4732 nucleotides long. RefSeq names its product RNA-binding protein Ro60-like. Bases 47 to 1753 code for a protein of 568 amino acids. Gene Ontology annotation, molecular function: RNA binding. NCBI's taxonomy places the organism in Eukaryota, Metazoa, Mollusca, Bivalvia, Ostreida, Ostreidae. The transcript has 2 exons. Gene Ontology annotation, cellular component: ribonucleoprotein complex. The record is from RefSeq and is a predicted model, not a curated record.
AGCUAAGUCGAGUAGCUCGCGCUCGCGGCGCGGCUGGGAUGCAAGAAUGGAAGUCGAGACGGAUCAUGUUGACGACGAAAGUUUGUUGUGGAGAUUUUUGUAUCUCGGUAUUGAUAAAAGUGUGUACAGACCAAGUCAAUGCGAAAUAACAACUGAGGCAUCUAUAAUCGACAGAUUGAUACAAAGAGGAAGAGGUGAAGCUGUUGUAAAGUGGAUUAAAGACAGUAAAGAUAAAUGCUGCAAGUUCUAUCCGCUGGCCUACACACUGGCCAUUUGUGCAAAAUGCAACAUGUCAAACGUAAGACAGCAAGCACUGGAGGCCAUAAGAUAUGUUUGCAACACACCAUCACAGCUCUGCAUGUUUUUAUCAUACUGUGCAGAAAUAGAUGAAGUGGAAUGUGGAUGUUACCUAAGAAAUGGAAGCCAGAGACGAUACAAAAGAGUCGGAGGGAUUGCAAGACAAAUUAGAUUACGAAGUUGGCCAAGACAAUUUCGGAGAGGGAUUGCUCAGUGGUAUGUGUCUAAUCCACGAUAUCAGGAAGAUAUUAUGCUUUUAGCCAAGCAUGUCACCAAAUAUCAAUGUCGAAACAAAUUUACCCACAAAAGAAUCAUCAAGGCAUGUCAUCCAAAAGCUAGAAAUGAAGAAAUGAAUUAUAUUUUUUGUUAUAUUGUUAAAGGGCUUUCAAAAGCAAAUCAAAUAUUUCAAAAUGUGCUAACAAACGGGCAGAUUAAUGAUAGAAUAAAGGAAUAUUUCACGGACUUUGAAAGUUUAAAAAAUGUCCCCGAUUCUGACGUUGACUCUGUGGUGAAUGCAAUCAACAAGUGGGAUCUUUCAUGGGAACACAUUCCAGCAAAAUGGUUGAAACAUAGUAGGGUUUGGAAAACUCUGUUGAUGAGAGAAAUGCCAUUAAUGGCUUUAAUUAGAAAUCUGGGAAAAGCGGGAUCCAUGGAACUUCUUAUGCCAGGGAGUGAUGAAGAAAAUAGGGUUUGUGAAAGACUUACUAACAUUGAUAUUGUUAAUGGUAGCAAACUGCAUCCCAUAGAUAUCAUUUCAGCAUUAACUGGCUACAGAAGAGGGGAAGGAUGUAACGAAAGGACCUGGCCCAUUAAUGAGAGGAUUGUGAAGGCCCUCUACAAGGCAUACUUGAAUAAAUUAUCAGUACGUCCCUCAACAGAUAAAAGAUUGUUGCUUGCAAUUAAUAUCAAAAUGAAAUUUGAUAAAAAUGUUGUUGGAAAACGGUGGCUCACCUGCAAGCAAGCUGCUGCCGCCUUAGCUAUGAUGCUUACAGAAAAUGAAAGAGCUGCUGAAACUGUGACAUUUGGCCAUUUGGUGCGAAGAUUUGAUUUUCCAAGACAUGAUCAGGGUAUUGAAGAUGUUGAAACUGCAUUAGAAAGAAUUGCUUCUAUACGAGAGGAAGGAAAUGAACCUUUGUCAUUUAGUGCACCAUUCAUCUAUGCCACAGGAAGAGAAGAGCCAUUUGAUGCUAUCAUCUUGAUAACAGACAGAGUUCCUGGAUCAAAAGUCCAAGAAAUCCAGUCAGCUUUUUCUAAUUAUAAACAGCAUCAUCCUACAGCCAAAUGCAUAACAGUACACUUCAAACACAGUGAGACCACUGCAAACCCAACAGACAGUAGUAUGCUGGAUGUGAUGGGGGUGGAUGCUUACGCUGUUGAGAUUAUGCAAGAUUUUAUUUUAGGGUACCAUGAGGACAUGAGAAACAUCCUACAAGAUAUUGUAGAUUUAAGAAUUUGAAGGUGAAUAGUUUUGAAUCCCGCAAUUGAUUUUUAUGCCGUCAAGAACUAUAUUUUGAGACGAUUAGUUUUGAAUACUAUGAGUUUUGUAGAAUUUAAAAAUAUGAGAUAAAUUCAAUUUUAUUAGCUUUUGCUGGAUGACCUAUAGUUAUUUAUACAUUUUGAUAAACAAUUGUUUUAUGCACCUUUUUCUUCUAGAGCUCUCAUGAAAAAUUGUCAUUUGUUUCUUCCAUUGGGUUCAUUGUUAAUCAAUUAGGCAAUAUUUUUAUACGCCGGUCAUCAGACGGGACACAUUACGUCCGUCACUAUGGAUACAGGUAUUGCCCUGAAAUGUUGUCACAACCUUCCUCUCAGAGAAAUACAGAUUCAGUUUGUAUUUCAGCCGAGUUGGUGCAUCGUGACCUACUUGGGGCUAAAAGUAGGUGAAAUCGUUUCCUAGACUUUUUCUCGUUAGGGAUACAGACAUUGCACUGAAAUUUUGUCAUCACUGUCUGGUGGGCAUAUGAUGUACCAUUUGCAGUACUCUUGUUAGAUUAAGGUACACUUCCUGGUGAAGCCCUUUUAUCAUCGGGUUAUUUAUUUUAGAGCUUAGUUCUUUUCAGCACAAUUUAUGCAAUCAAAAUUUGUGACCGAGAGGUUGAAAAAAAGUUACAUAUCUGGUGUGUUAAUGCAUAAUUUUGAUAAUGAAUACAAAAAGCUCUGCCAUAAAACUUCCUUUUUAUCAAUUUAGUAUUCAAGGAUGAUUUAUCAUGGACAGUAAUUUUAUAGUUGAAAGUAAAAUAUAGAAAAAUUCAUCACCACAUAAUGAAUGACAUACUUUCAGAUGCGCAGAAAAGUAGCCUAGUAGACCUGUACUACUCUAGAUUUUAUUUAGAAGAGGCACGUCACAGAUAUACGCAUCAGAGUUUACGCAUCGAUAAAUUUUUCAAAAAGAAUGUUUGAUUCUUUUAAUUCCAAUUUGUUCCCUGUAUUAUCAAUUUCAAAUCUUUGAAUUGUUUUCCCGCACUAUGUUAUUUGUUUUCAGGCGCGUACAUGUAUACAUGGUGUUUUUGGAUUUAUUGAUAUGUAAAUUCUCAUUUAACUUUAUUUUUGUCCAAUCAAAACAAUUGUAAUAAAUAACAUUGGAAUUAUAAGCAGAUUAUUUUCAAAUUAUUGGUUUUAUUUUCAGAAUAUGACUGUUAUCUAAGUACAUGUACAUGCUUUAAUUACCAUUCCAGUCAAUUCGCAGCUCAUUCUACAGAGUUCUGUAUGCAAUAUGUUCUUUGAAGUGGGAGAAAUCUUUUCAGAAAGUUUUUUUUUAUUAUUGUACAUUUUAUUGCAGGAGAAUUAAAUUUUAUAAAUGGACAGUUCCAUAUGUACAUGUGUCUAUGUUGUACCUGAUUUCAGUAACCCAGGAAAUGUGUGCAGGUUAGCUGGUCAUCUGAUUUCUGUAUUUAGCACAAUGAAUGAUAUAGGGGUUUAAUAUCAUCUACAUGAAUUUAUAUAUGUAUUAACUUUUGAGACAGUAAUGAUUGUUUAAAAGCCAUGAAAACACCCAAGUAUUAAAUGUUUGGAAUGACGAGUUUUUGUGCCAUGUUUCAACAAUGUUAUCAGGUCUUCAGAGACAAUCCAAAUGUAUUUAGGAGGAAUGCUACACCAGAGAAAUUUGAUAUGGAUGAAAAGUGAAUAUGUACAACAAUAUUUUGAAAUUGAAAACUUUCAAAUUUUACUUUAUUUAGUCAAAAAAUGCAGUUUGAGUUGAAAGUAGUCUGGAAAAAUUUAAAACCCCUGUUGGAAUCAAACCUGCGACCUACAGUUCAGUAAUCAACGUGAUAACAUACUGAACUACUCAGUUAGGUAGUUGAUGUUUUACGGAAUUGACAAAUAUGGCUGAUAUUUAUAUUUUCAUUCAUGUUUUAAAAGGAAGACAGUCAUUAUGACAAUGUAGAGUUCCUCCUUAAAUUUUCUACACUAAGUACAAUAUCUGAUAGAAAAUCAUUAAAAAGGUUAUGUACAAUUACUGCUAUAGAUCUUUGAAUUAGUCUGUCUUUUAUAAAUUGGGUAUAUACUUUGUUUCUUUCAUUAGGCAUGAUAUUUUUCUCUUCCAGUUUAUAUCUUUGAUGUUUACAAUAUUUAUUAAUGAUAUGGCGUAGCUGUAACUGGCCUGUGUGUGGGUUGUGUGAGUGAGUAAACAGAGCCGUAAAUUACCUGGAGGCGGAGGAGGCAGCUGCCUCCUCCAACUUUUGAGCCAAAAAAAAUUUAAAGUUCAUUAGAAUUUAUGUUGUUUCCAAUAACUAAGAACAUGAUACCUCCCUUAAAAAGCAUUCCAAAUCUUUCUUUUAGAAUGAGUUAGUCAAGUAACAUCUUAGAAGGCCCUAGAAUCAAGGAUUUUGCACGAAACGUGUUCAGUGUGCACAAAAUGUGCUCAGCGUCUGGCGGCCCCCAGACCCCCCCCCCCCCCCCCCGCCUAAUUUCCUGCCUCCUCCAAAUUGAAGGUUAAUUUACGGCCCUGGUAAAACUGGUGUUGUACUUGACUAUAUGAAUGAAUUAUUUACAGUUUGUGAACAGUGUUGUUCAGCAUGCAGAACUGUGAUGAUAUAACAUGUUUACAUGUUCUAGAAUAACAGUAUGUGUAAAGCAUUGCAUGAUCCUAGAACAGAAAGUCCCUGACAGAAAUUAUGUCGCUGUACACAGACACAUCCUAUAGUUGUUUACCUAUGUUGGUAUAUUUUGUAACAGAAAGAUGGCUGUAUAUAUGAGAGGAAAUGCCUCCUCUGUUACAUCAAUGUGUUGAUAUUAUAAACAUUUCAAAUCUCUUGGUUACAAAUUCUGCAAUACCUAGGUAUUACUAAUUUAUAUGUGUUGGUCAAUUACAGUGUCGGAGUAUUUUUUGUAGACCAUAUGUAUAUAUGUAUAGAUAGUAAUUAUAUUGACAUGAUUAAAAAUGCAUUAUGUAAUUUUAUAGAAAAUAUUUACUGAAUAAAAAAAAGAGUAACUUUAA